This is a messenger RNA of Sphaeramia orbicularis (orbiculate cardinalfish), 2644 nucleotides long. RefSeq names its product ribophorin II (gene rpn2). The transcript has 18 exons. Lineage: Eukaryota; Metazoa; Chordata; Actinopteri; Kurtiformes; Apogonidae. Gene Ontology annotation, cellular component: membrane; oligosaccharyltransferase complex. The record is from RefSeq and is a predicted model, not a curated record. Gene Ontology annotation, biological process: protein N-linked glycosylation. The coding region runs from base 55 to 1992 and encodes 645 amino acids.
UCGAGACACCGGAAGCAAACGUCGGUUUUGGUGACGCUGCAUUAGACUGAAGACAUGGACCGGUCCAGGUUGCUCGGGUUCUUCCUCCUCGUCAGCCUGACUCUUGCGGGGGUUCAGGCACUCACACCGGCGCAUUACCUUUCCCUGUCGGAUGUGGCCCGGCUCCAGACCCUCCUGGGCCAAGAGUUUUCCAGUCUGGAGUCUGCAUACUACUCCGUUGUUGGAUUGACCAAGCUCGGAGCAAAUGUUCCUGAUCACAAUGAUGUAUGCCAGUUCCUCAAAUCCCAGCUCGAUCCCACUAGUGUUGACUCUCUCUUCUUUGCUGCUGAGACCAGUCAGGCCAUUUCAGGAUGUGAGAUUCCCGUGUCCAACGAAACCCGCGACAUCCUCCUGGCAGCGGUUAGUGAAGAUUCAACCAUGACUCAGAUCCAUCGGGCUGUGAGUGCGCUUAGUUCUCUGGGGCUUCCUCUAACAUCGCAGGAAGUUGUAGGUGCUUUGACAGCUCGCAUCAACAAGGAGGAUAAUGUCAUGGCCAUCACCUUGGCUUUGCAGACUGCAGCCCGUCUGUCCCAACAAGCAGAACUUGGAGGAAUACUGGAGGAAAUAGAGGAUCUGACUGCUCGUUUAGAUGAUCUCGGUGGCAUCUACCUUCAGUUUGAGGAGGGACUCGAGGCCACUGCCAUGUUUGUGACCGCUGCCUAUGCUCUGUCCGAUCAUGUGGAUAUGGAGCCCCCCCUUAAAGAGGAUCAAGUCAUCCAGCUGGUGAACUCCAUCUUCAGCAAGAAGUCCUGGGACUCCCUGGCCGAGGCCUUCAGCGUGGCCAGUGCCGCCGCCGCUCUCUCCAGCAACCGCUUCCACGUUCCGGUGGUUGUGAGCGCUCAGGGUCCGGCCACAGUGUCCCACAGCCAGCCGACGCUGCAGCUCCUUGUUACUGAUGUUAUGUCUCAACCCCUGGCCUCAGCAAAGGUUCUGGUGGAGUCUGCAUACGCUGUGGCCUCCAAAAGCGUCAUUCUCAGCAAGGCACCUUUCACUCUUAAUGAUGGUGUCUUUGAACUGAACUUCAUGUCUAACCAGCCUGCCAGUGGAUAUUAUCAGUUCACCGUUGCAGUGACCGGGGACAGCCGAUUGGUUGCUAACCAUGUUGAGCUGAAAGUGAAGGUGUCGACUGAGGUGGCCGUCACCAACAUGGACCUGGCUGUAGUGGAUAAGGACCAGAGCAUUGGGACGAAGACCACCACCAGAGUGGACUAUCCUUCUAAAGCAAAGAGCUCCUUCACAGCCGACAGCCACCUGAACUUUGCGAUGUCCUUCCAGCUGGUUGACGUCAACACUGGAGUGGAGCUAACACCUCACCAGACUUUUGUCCGCUUGCACAACCAGAAAACCGGCCAGGAGGUUGUGUUUGUGGCUGAGCCCGACAGUAAGAACCUGUACAAGUUUGAGUUGGACACAGCAGAGCGAAAGUCCGAGUUCGACUCCAUCUCUGGGACCUACUCUCUUUACCUGAUCGUUGGCGACGCCACCUUGGAGAAUCCCAUCCUGUGGAAUGUGGCGGACGUUGUUCUGAAGUUUGUGGAUGAAGAGGCUCCAGCGAUGGUUCAGCCCAAGACUCUGUACGUCCCCAAACCAGAAAUCCAGCAUUUAUUCAGAGAACCAGAGAAGAAACCUCCCACUGUGGUUUCCAACACCUUCACUGCACUCAUCCUCUCUCCAUUCCUGCUCCUCCUUAUCCUGUGGUUGAAGCUAGGAGCCAACAUCUCCAACUUCAGCUUCUCUCCGAGCACCAUUCUGUUCCAUGUAGGACACGCAGCUAUGCUCGGCCUCAUGUACGUCUACUGGACCCACCUGAACAUGUUCCAGACCCUCAAAUACCUGGCCCUCGUCGGCGGCGUCACCUUCCUGGCCGGGAACCGCAUGUUGGCCCAGAAAGCAGUGAAGAGGAUUGCCGCAGAGCAAAGUAGUAGGUUGGCAAAGUAUAGGAGCCUCCGAUAAGCCCCCGUUGUUUGUAACAGUUGAGUGGUUGGUGCUUCCAGGCUGAAAAAUGAGAAAAAAUAAGGACAAGAAAUGUGAAGAAGACACUGAAGAAGAUCCAUUUUUAUUUUUAUUUUUUUGUUUCCAAGGAGUCAUCUCUACCAUACAUUAAACCAGACUGGGAAAAAAUGACACAGCGACUUCAAGAACCCAAUUGACCGUUGAAACAGUUUGUCUGCGUCGCCAAAUGGAAGAAAGCUCCAGAUGGUCCUGAGGCUGUAGAGCUACUGAUCAUUGCACUUCAUCGUCCUGUGAGAUUCGAUUUCUGAUCGUCCAUCGUACCGCGGUUUUCUAACUAGGAUUUUUAUUUGUGGUUUUUUGAUGGAGUUUGGGUAAUCUGUGUUUGUUUUUGUACAUUCCUCUUUGUUAUGGCCCAUUUCACCUUGUGACAGAAGAUAAUGGGCUUAUAUUGGUAAUAAACCACUGACAGUAGCACUGACACGUUUGUUAUUUACUGUUGGUUUAAUGCAUCUGGAACCAGAAUCUCCUUUUUGAUACCAACUUCACCUCCCCACCCCCCCGGAAAAAGAUGAAUAAUAAAGAAUGUGGGCAGUUUGAGGAAAUUGUGUUUUUUUGUAAUGAAAAAAGAGGAAAUAAAGAAAAUCAAGGUGAA